CUAGCUCAACAGUCAUCGGCACAAAGUUCAGUGAACAAGUGGUGCAAGAAACAGCAACAAGAGGAGAGAGUGUGUGUUAUCAGAGAGGUUUAGUGGCAUUAGGAGCAGCACUUCAGGAUCCCAACAACGGCUAUAAGGAUUAUACUCAAACAGGGUCGAUGAGCUCUCAGAUGGAUUAUGCGAUGAAGUCCCUCAGCCUUCUGACUCCGUCUGCCCUCUCCAAGUGUGUGACAGCCAGCGUCUCAGCCAGCGCUUCCAUGACCCAGCAGCUGCUGUCGGGUCGAGCUCCUCGACCAAGGCCCUUCAGGGUUACAAAUGCUGACCGCAGCGUGAAGAAGGGAAUCAUGGCAGACUCUCUAGACGAUCUAAUAAACAAGGUCAGUGACUCGUUGAGCAUAUUGUGUGUCAGCGCCCUGGUGCUGGAUGAAGACGGCACAGGGGUGGACACAGAGGAGUUCUUCCAGACGCUGCCUGUAAACACUGUCCUCAUGGUCCUGGAGAAGGGCCACAAGUGGACUCCACAUGCGAACAGCCCCUCCAGAGAUCAGCUCACUGCCUGCAGGCCACAGCACCGGAAAGACGUGGCCAAGCUGACUUUUGACCUCUACAAAAACAACCCCAAGGAUUUCAUUGGCUGCCUGAACGUGAAGGCGACCUUUUACGGCGCUUAUACUGUGUCCUAUGACCUGCGCUGUUACGCUGCCAAAAAGAUGCUGAAGGAGGCUCUGCGAUGGACCAUCUUCUCCAUGCAGGCCACAGGCCACAUCCUGCUGGGCUCCUCCUGCUACAUCGAGCAGCUGCUGGAGGAGGAGGAGCGAGCAGAGAAGAAUCUGACGCUGCCACAGGAAGGCAGGAUCAGGCAGCUGCAGAGCAUGCUGCUGGGAAAGACAUCCCACUGAUGACGGACUAAAGCUGACGAUGGUGGAACGAACACAUUGUCCACUCUUAGAUUUAGAGCACAGUGUAGAUUGUCGCAGAUGAAACUGGUGAUCUUCUCAUGUUCAUGUCACAGUUUCCUGUGUUGUUUGCAGACACUGCGAUAGUCUCACAGUCACUUUCUCGCUCUGUUACAUUUUUCUGCCCCAUAUGUAUGUAGAAGCUGAUGCCACAAGUUAUUCCUCAGAAAGCACUUUUACUCACUACUGUAACUUUUUCCUGUGGAAGUGAAUAAAUAAAACUAACCCUUUUUUUAUUUUCUCGUUCCUGAAAGUCUGUUUAAGUCUACAUACAGUAGGUCCACAUGGGAGCUUAGAUGUGCAGUGUAAGCCCAUUAAGCUGCCUUUGUGUGUGUGUGUGUGGUUCCUGGUCAAAGUCAGUGUAAUUGGCAACAGGUCCAGCUGUCUCUCCCACGCUUCCCUAAUUGUCCCCUGGCCUGCACUGUCCUGUCAGCUGCAGCCUGCCUCUGCCUCAGAAAAUCAGAGGAAGAGAACGAAGGAAGAGCAGGCAGCUGCAAGGGGUGAGGGGACGGAAGCGAACCAUUACACUGAGAGAGAGAGAGGAGAGAGCAAGAUGAUGGCUUCAGCUGGUGGCAGAAGUGCCACUAUUGCCAUUUUGUCCUGGAAGGUGGCAGCAAAAGGCUGAGGACAGAUUUUAACCAAAUUGGCUGUCUGAUACAUCCUGGAGAGUAUAAAUGUCUAAGGUGUAUAUUCAGAAGGUCAAGAGCUGGGGUAUGACUCUGGUCCACUCCCUGGCUCAUCAUCUGCCGGUUUCUUUUCUUUUUGUCUCGAUUUUCUGUCUAUAGAAAAUAUUAUGACAAGAAAGAAUAAAAACCUGGCCAGAGACAUUUCUGGUUCAGUCCAUGUUUACAUGAAAUGCAAUAAAUACCCCACAUAAUAUCAGCUUGGUUAU
Epinephelus fuscoguttatus (brown-marbled grouper) is the source of this 1848-nucleotide messenger RNA. RefSeq names its product cell death inducing DFFA like effector c (gene cidec). NCBI's taxonomy places the organism in Eukaryota, Metazoa, Chordata, Actinopteri, Perciformes, Serranidae. Bases 159 to 899 code for a protein of 246 amino acids. The record is from RefSeq and is a predicted model, not a curated record. Gene Ontology annotation, biological process: regulation of apoptotic process; apoptotic process. The transcript has 6 exons.